UUUUGUGUUGUUGGACAGCUGUUGAUAAACAUUAAUUAAGUUUGAUUUUUUAGAGAUUUUGUCAAUUAAUUAUGUUAUUUUACUGAAAAUAAAGAAAUAUUAAAGUUAAAUUAUGGCAACUAAUAAUUACCCUGCUCCAGAAUUCUUUUCAAUUGCUCCACCAUUGAUGGAUUUUGAGUCCGAACUAAUUUGGUUCGACUGGACGGAAUCGUUUAAUGUUAAAGUGGAAUAUGACAAAAGUAAUCGCAUAAGUACCAAUACCAGGGAAUUAAUGGAGUUGGCCUUUACACAACCCCUAAAUCUGCAAGAUCAAAAGUUGCUGUUGAAUGAGCUGGUCAAAAAUCCUUUCUUUGUCUACCAAAUACGUCUAACGCCCGAUAAGUUACCACGUUUGGUAGAAAAUAAUCCCAUGAUAUCUUUUGAAAUUUUGGUUAAACUAAUGGAUUCUCCCGAAAUUACCGAAUAUUUUCAUGUUUUGGUUAAUAUGGAUAUAACUUUGCACUCAAUGGAAGUUGUUAACAGAUUGACCACUUCUGUUAACUUACCCACGGAAUUCAUUCAUUUAUACAUAAGCAAUUGCAUUUCAUCUUGUGAAAAUGUCAAGGACAAAUACAUGCAAUCUCGUCUGGUACGUCUGGUAUGCGUUUUCCUGCAAUCUCUUAUUAGAAAUAAAAUAAUUAACGUAAAGGAAUUAUUUAUUGAAAUUGAAACAUUUUGUGUGGUUUUCAAUAGAAUUAAAGAGGCCGUAGCUUUAUAUCGUCUAUUGAAGCAUUUGGAUAUGGGAGAACCAGCCCAAAAUCCAACUCCCACCAGCGGCAGUAGUUCUAAUACAACCUCAUCUUCUUCAUCGUGUAGUAAAACUGAUAAAAAUGGAGCAAAUAAAUAAUGUAUAAAAUAAA
This is a messenger RNA of Lucilia sericata (common green bottle fly), 899 nucleotides long. RefSeq names its product CCR4-NOT transcription complex subunit 11 (gene Not11). The record is from RefSeq and is a predicted model, not a curated record. Gene Ontology annotation, biological process: negative regulation of translation; mRNA catabolic process. The transcript is spliced from 4 exons. Lineage: Eukaryota; Metazoa; Arthropoda; Insecta; Diptera; Calliphoridae. Bases 113 to 886 code for a protein of 257 amino acids. Gene Ontology annotation, cellular component: CCR4-NOT complex.